CCCCACCCAGAGCGCGGGGGGCUCGGCAGCCGCGUUUCCCGGGGCGCCGUUGCGACUGUCCAGCCCCCUGACGCUUUAGUGUUUUUCAGUCGCCAUCCAAUGGGGAGAGGGCGAGGCGGAGCCCGGUGCCCGCCGUGUAACUCGGGGCUUGGAAAGCCUGCAGGCCUGCAAUGCUCUGCUUGCACAGCGCGCCCCGCAAGCAGGCCCCGCGGAUGGCGUCUGGGCUUCGCUAGAGAAGGCGCGAGAGCUGGAGGCGCCCCGGGGGCCCCGCCCUUUGCUAGCAGCUGGCCUAAGGCCCGUCCUUGGGUUCCUUUUUUAAAUGCAAAGAGAUGGAAAGUGCAGUUUGGAAGGCAAAGAAGAGGGUCCUCCCGCCAUGGAUGGCAGCGAGGGAAGUGGAGCCAAGAAAGACUAUGUCAGCAGUGAGAGCCAAGAGGGCGAAGAAGCCAGCUGUGGCAAGGACCGUGACUGUCUAUUGUAUGAACGAAGCGGAGCUGGUGGACGUGGCAUUGGGGGUCCUGGCUGAGAAUUGUAAAUACAAGGAAAUGGAGGGGAACGUUCCAUCUGAAACCGAAGGGGAGCAGGAAAGCCAGCAAACGCCAAUGGAUCCUCAGUGGAGUCCAGCAAGCAGUGGCGGGGCCAGCACCCCCAGGCCAGACCCCAGACACCAGGCUCAGCCAGAUGCUUUGGGCUGUGCUAGCAGGACAGACACGGAGGACGACGAGGAUGAUGCUUUGAAAUACGUCCGGGAGAUAUUUUUCAGCUAACGUCUUGCAGGGUUUUUUUAAGCAGAGCAAAAAUAAUGCUAAGGGAGCCGUAGUGGGGGGGAGGGCGGGGCAGACCCAGAGGCUGGCUCCAGUGGGUGGGGAUACAGCAGUGUGGGGCUGUACGGGUGCCCCCAAUGUCCUCCCAAUUCAAAGGGAGCCUGGAGCAGUGGUGUAGAUGGGGCCCCAGGAGAAGGGAACAGGAGAGGAGCUCGCCCUUGUUCUGCCAUGAGCUGCAUGGCCAAUGUCUGGUUCAAGUACAGCCCUUGCCCAGCCUCUCACCUACCCCUAACACUUCCCCCUUCAUAGCCUCUUCCUUGUGAGCCAGGGGUCCCCUCCUCCGCAGGCCAGCUCCCCAGCUGAUACUAAGUGGCCUCCUGAGUGUCAGUCUCUGCCUAGAAGUCAUGGAGACUGAACUCCCCUCCCAGCUCUGGGGUGGAGCUCGGCAGGGCAGGGCAGGGCAGGCACUUGAAGGUGUGGGGGAGACUUGCUGUGUAGCAACCCGUGAUCUGUGAGUAAACAGUUUGUUCUGCAGGGCUGUCAUUAGGGCACCUUUUAUCAGUAUUAUAUUAACUUUGAAAGGUUAUUAAAAUAUUUAAUGUCUCUUUUAAAAACAAGUGUCCGUGUGCUCUGACUGCACCAUGGGACACCCUGUGCUGUCUCCUCCCCAACCUGUUAGCGUGAUAUCACCUGUUAGUGUGAUAUUUACCUGAUCUGUCAGUGGACCUGCAUUGUCUCUGCGUGAUGACCAGGCAAGCCAGAGAAGCAAACCGGAUCCAUUGUCUAGGGCAGGCCUGUUCACAAGCUCCCCCGCUGUGCCUGGUUUAAAUGCACUUUAGUCAUAAUUUCUGCAUCUACCCACAACUCUUAAUACCCCCUGUGUGUCUACCUCAGGCAGGAGUAGUAGUGAGCAGAGAGUGGUUAGUUUGCAAACGAUCGCUCUCAAGGCAUAUUGUGUACAAAGAUUGCAAUGGUGCGAAUACAGGGGGCUUUGAAUCACGCGUGUUACUCAAUCAGAGAGCAGAUAUGGCACCAGCUGAACAUGUUCUACAACAUUGCACCACCGUGCUCCAGCUCUACGCUAGUCAGUCCUUGGCCUGAGCCUACCAGACAGUGGGGAGAGGCUCAGUGGUGCU
Mauremys reevesii (Reeves's turtle) is the source of this 1897-nucleotide messenger RNA. It is a transcript of the gene CYREN, whose product is annotated as cell cycle regulator of NHEJ. The coding region runs from base 330 to 764 and encodes 144 amino acids. The transcript is spliced from 4 exons. Gene Ontology annotation, biological process: negative regulation of double-strand break repair via nonhomologous end joining; double-strand break repair via nonhomologous end joining. Lineage: Eukaryota; Metazoa; Chordata; Testudines; Geoemydidae. Gene Ontology annotation, cellular component: cytoplasm; nucleus. The record is from RefSeq and is a predicted model, not a curated record.